CCGAUUCGAGGAAGAAGGACUAAAACGCAAAACCUUCUUAAGCCCUACCAACCCACAAGACCUCGCCGGACGCCGCCGCCAUGCCUCCCAAGGGCGGCAAGAAGAAGCAGCAGCCGGCGGCGUCCCCACGCACGCCUCCCACCUGUGACUCCGGCGGCGGCCUCGACCUCCCAUCCACCGCUGCUGCCGCCGCAGCUCGGUACCCGGCCCUUGUGCCCCGAGGCGGCGCCGACUGCUUCGCCGGCACGGUCGCCGAUGUGGCGCCCAGGGGCGGGAGCCGCGGCGGCGGCGAGGGGAGGCUCUGGCUCUCCGAGUCCGCCAUGGUCGCCGCCGGGCUGCGGCCUGGGUGCCUCGUCUCCGUAUCACUAAUGUCAUCAAGUAGUGACCAACUACAUGGAUUCCCCCUAGAUAAUUUAUUUGAGUGCAAUAGAUUCUUUGAUCUUGAUGUGGACAAUGAUCUCAUGUAUGGUGAAGCUGGGAGAAACUUUGUGAUCGCCACAGUUUUCCCCUCAUGUGAGGUUCAAAAGAAUGGCAUCAAGCUCUCUUGGGAUCUUUCUUGUAUCCUGGGAUACCCUUCAGUAGGUCGAUCUUUGUUUAUUAGCCCGCUAUGUACACCUCAGUACGAAACACAAACUGUUAAUGUCGAGAUUUUACGGGUAAGAAAAUGUAAGAAUCUUUACCUUAGUCUAGUUCCACAUAAGGUUGGAUCUUCCAGUGGUAUUGAAUCAGAGUCUGAUUGCCAUUCUAGAAGAAAUGGAAUGGUGAUGGAGUCACCUAUGAAGAUUCCAUCAUCUCCACUGCUCAGGAAUAAGUCCCAUGAUUUUGCAUCCAAUAGUGUCUCUUCCUUGUGGUUGGAUCCAACCACUGCUAGAGCAGCAUUAGCAGAUGAGAAAGUUAACGAGUUGCUGCAGACUUCUGCAACGCGGUGGCUCAGUGGUAGGCACUUGUUGAAAGGAAACUGCGUUCCGCUGUCAUUGUGUGGAAAAUUGUCUUUGUUUGUGGUCAUGGGGGCAGAAUUAGAUAGUUCUGCUCUGGAUGGUUUGUAUGAGAAAGGCAAUUCACUGUUGACUGCAGAGGUUUCUGCUAAGUUAGGGGAAGCCCCAAUUUUAUUCUUUGUUGACAAAACCACAAAAGUGCAUCUAUCUGAUUCAGUGUACUCAGAGAAGCUUGGCUCGGAUAAGCCAGGUUUGCCAUUCGAAUUUCCUGUAUCUGCUGAUACAAGAAUUGAAGAUUCCAAUCGUGCUCCAAGGCUUGGUGGAUUAUCUAAAGAGUUAGAAACUAUAAAAGGAAUCAUUUUAUUUUCACUGGCUGAUCAAAUUGGUUUGCCAAGGUACAAAGGCAUUCUUCUUUAUGGUCCACCUGGAACAGGGAAAACCUCUCUUGCUUCUUCCUGUGCCUAUGAUGCAGGAGUAAACCUUUUUACAAUCAAUGGACCAGAGAUCAUCAGUCAGUAUUUCGGGGAAAGUGAGCAAACAUUGUAUGAUGUUUUCACUUCAGCUAAGCAAGCUGCCCCUUCUGUGAUAUUUAUUGAUGAAUUGGAUGCAAUUGCUCCAGCAAGAAAGGAUGGGGGUGAGGAGUUAUCUGUUAGAAUGGUAGCCACUCUGUUACAAAUGAUGGAUGAGAUAGGCCCUAGCGAUCGUGUUAUAUUGAUAGCUGCUACAAAUCGUCCUGAUAGUAUUGAUCCUGCGUUGCGACGCCCUGGAAGAUUGGAUAAAGAAAUUGAAAUAGGAGUACCAUCUCCGGUACAGAGGCUGGACAUACUUCACCAUCUUCUAAUUGGAGUUCACCACUCUCUUACUAGUGAGGACCUCGAGUCCCUUGCUCUGGCCACCCAUGGAUUUGUGGGUGCUGAUCUGGCCGCACUAUGCAAUGAGGCUGCAUUGAGUGCUCUUCGCCGUUACAUCAGCCUAAAAGAAAAUUUAACUCAACAAUUUGGUCAUCCUGACACUAUUGUAGAUAAGUGUAAUAAUCAAGAGACUGAUGGUCCUUUCGGCUAUCAAAUAAGGUCAUUAUCAUCAUCUCUCUCAAAGUUGACCAUGUCAGCAGAGGAUGUUCCUUGCACCAAGGGUAAUAACACUAAAAGUAGUGAAUCUGAUGAUGAGAAAGAUGAAAAGCUAUUGUUAGUGACCACUGAAGACUUUGAGAAGGCUAAAAUGAAAGUUAGACCAAGUGCAAUGCGUGAGGUAAUGCUUGAGCUUCCCAAGGUACAAUGGGAAGAUGUUGGUGGUCAAUCCAGUGUCAAGAAGCAGUUAAUUGAAGCCAUCCAAUGGCCACAGAAAUGUCCAGAAGCAUUUGAACGUAUAGGGAUCCGACCCCCCAGAGGAUUGCUAAUGAUAGGACCACCAGGUUGCAGCAAGACAUUGAUGGCUCGUGCUGUAGCUUCUGAAGCAAAAUUGAACUUCCUUGCAGUUAAGGGUCCUGAACUUUUCAGCAAAUGGGUUGGCGACUCUGAGAAGGCAGUGAGAUCGCUAUUUGCGAAGGCGAGAGCUAAUGCACCGGCAAUAUUAUUUUUUGAUGAAAUAGAUGGGCUUGCAGUAACUCGUGGGCAUGAAAAUGAUGGCACAUCUGUUGCUGAUAGGGUACUCAGUCAGUUGCUUGUGGAAAUGGAUGGUUUGGACCAAAGAAUUGGUGUUACUGUUAUUGCAGCUACAAAUCGUCCUGACAAAAUUGAUCAUGCACUUCUGAGGCCAGGUCGUUUCGAUAGGCUGCUUGAUGUGCAACCACCAAAUGAAGCUGAUCGUAAAGAUAUUUUCCGGAUUCAUACGCGCAGAAUGCCAUGCAGUCCUGACGUGAAUCUAAAUGAACUUGCUAGACUUACAGAAGGCUACACAGGUGCGGACAUAAAGCUUGUCUGCAGGGAAGCUGCUGUUGCUGCGCUUGAUGAGAACUUUGACAUUCCAGAAGUAGCAAUCAGACAUUUCAAGCAUGCAAUCAACAGAAUAAAGCCAUUAGAUGUUAAGUUUUACCAAGAACUUGCAGAGCGGUUCCGAAGAUUUGUGGAUGAUGUGCCACAGAGAAAGUAAUAAUGCUGGGGGACUUCUGCCAUUUUGUAGCUUGAAGAUUCUUGAGUGUUAAAUGUAAAUACAGAUUUUGUUGUAACUUGUAAGUGAUACCUAAUCUCGUUUCCAUCGCCUUUUGGCGUCACUGACAUGGGUUCUUUACUUUUAUUAGGUACCACUAUACCCAGAUAGAAUCAGUUCAUGACUUAA
This is a messenger RNA of Phragmites australis (common reed), 3209 nucleotides long. Its product is annotated as calmodulin-interacting protein 111. NCBI's taxonomy places the organism in Eukaryota, Viridiplantae, Streptophyta, Magnoliopsida, Poales, Poaceae. Gene Ontology annotation, cellular component: cytoplasm; chloroplast. The transcript has 10 exons. Bases 81 to 3023 code for a protein of 980 amino acids. The record is from RefSeq and is a predicted model, not a curated record. Gene Ontology annotation, molecular function: ATP binding; ATP hydrolysis activity.